AGGUGUCACACGCUUAAUGCUUCAAUAAAGCCGCCCACAAUGCUGGCCACUUAAUUGAUUAGCAACGGAUUUGCAACGUUAGUCCAGCAAACUGUGACCAAGAUCUGGCUUGUUUGUCUAACGCUUAAAGACUCGAGCGCAUUUUCAUCUCAAUUCAACCCCACGCCCACACACGCCUCGAUAGUGCACUGAAAUAAUCAAUAAAGCAACAGCAGCAGCAACAACAACGACGACAAAUACAUAGACACACGAUGUGGGCUAGUGAUAAGCAGCAACAAUAGAGGGCAGCCACCCCGCCCCCUAAUCCGCCCGCGGCUCUACCCAGACUUAGCUGUGCCCAGUUCCAGCCGCAGUUCCAGGCAUUUGCCAAAAAGUAAAGAAAGGAAAGGAAACUCCCAAAAGUAGCUGAGUUUUUGCCGUGAAAAUGUCGCGGGAGGAGCGUCUGCCCAUUGUGGAUGCAUCGAGCAGCAGCGGCGAGGAUGAGGCCAGGCCCGUUGUGCGUAGGCGCAGCACACGGGACACCGUGCUGGCUGUGCCCAAGGAUGCGGGCUGCUGUGCGCCCACCAGUACGCCCCAUCGCUUUUUGGCCCUGGUCUUUAUGUGCCUGCUGGGCUUUGGUUCCUAUUUUUGCUAUGACAAUCCGGGCGCGCUGCAGGACGUAUUCCAGAAGGAGCUGAAUUUGAAUGCCACCGAAUUCACGUUCAUCUAUUCCAUCUACUCGUGGCCAAAUAUUGUACUGUGCUUUCUCGGCGGCUUUCUCAUCGAUCGCGUCUUUGGCAUACGCCUGGGCACAAUCAUUUACAUGCUUAUUGUGCUCCUGGGUCAAUUGAUAUUUGCCACGGGCGGGCUGUUGGGCAAAUUUUGGCUAAUGAUUGUCGGCCGCUUUGUAUUUGGCAUUGGCGCCGAGUCCCUGGCCGUCGCGCAGAAUAGCUAUGCGGUCCUGUGGUUCAAGGGCAAGGAGCUGAACAUGGUAUUUGGCCUGCAGCUGUCUGUGGCACGUUUUGGCAGCACCGUCAACUUUUGGAUCAUGCAGCCGGUCUACAACUAUGUCUCCAAAUCGUAUGCGGGCUAUACGGGCCUGGGCGUCACCCUUUUUCUGGCCGCCAGCACCUGUGUCAUGUCGCUGCUGUGCACUCUCAUAUUGGGCUGGAUGGAUAAGCGCGCCGAGCGCAUACUGAAGCGCAAUAACAAUCCCGGCGGCGAGAUUGCCAAGCUGAGCGACAUUAUCACCUUCAGGCUGGACUUUUGGAUGGUAUCGGUGGUGUGUGUGGCCUACUAUGUGGCCAUAUUUCCGUUUGUGGCGCUCGGCCAGGCCUUCUUCACAUCCAAUUUCCAUUUGACGCCCGAACAGGCCAACAAUGUCAAUUCGAUUGUGUAUCUGAUCUCGGCCAUUGCCUCGCCCCUGUUUGGCUUUAUCAUCGAUCGUGUGGGUCGCAAUGUUUCCUGGGUAUUUGUGGCCACAAUUGCCACGCUUGUCUCGCACCUGCUGCUCACCUUCAGUCAGCUUAAUCCGUACAUCGGCAUGUCCAUCAUGGGCCUCUCCUAUUCGAUGCUGGCCGCCAGCUUGUGGCCCUUGGUGGCAUUGAUUGUGCCCGAAUAUCAGCUGGGCACGGCCUACGGCUUCUGCCAAUCGGUGCAAAAUCUGGGCCUCGCUGUGGUCACCAUUGUCGCCGGCCUCAUCGUGGACAGCAGCGGGGGCAGCCACUUUUGGCUGCAGCUGCUCUUUAUACUGUUCCUACUGAUUUCCCUGUUGGCAACGUGCGCUAUCUGGGCCUACGAUCGCAAGUAUCAGGGCAAUCUGAACAUGUCGCCGGCACAGCGUGCCACAUAUCAUACAUCCAUGUACGUGAAUAUUGAAUCUAGUUUAUGGUGUUCAGACUAUAGUACAUGUUGUAUUGGUGUUUAUUGAUAUUGUGCGUGUAUUACUAUAUAGAUCGCUGAGCAGCUAGCAUUUUACUAAUUCUGUAAAAUCUCUCUUUCAAAUGCCAACAAAAGCCUCACUAAACGCGGCACUACGGAUCGACGGCCUCUAUUGGGCAACUAACUAUAUAGAUAUAUAUCUAUAUAGAUAUAUACUAUGCAUAGCAAAAAUAUGUACGAUUAACCAAUGUGAUGUUGUUUACCGUCUAUAUAACUAUCUCUUUAACUUGAUGUGUUUGGCACAUAUCUUACGAACUAAUUGCACAAAGUUAUUGUUUAACUUAUAUGUUAACAACAAUUGAUACCCCUCUAACAUAUCAGCAAACUAUUGUUAUAAUUGUGAUUGUAAUUUAUGUUGUUAUUUUUGUGUAUAAAUGUAUUCUGUGCCCGUUGCCAAAGAUAAAUGUUGAAUAAAAUAUACAUAACUAGCAAGUUGGGUG
Messenger RNA from Drosophila novamexicana, 2360 nucleotides. RefSeq names its product major facilitator superfamily domain-containing protein 1. Gene Ontology annotation, cellular component: lysosome. The transcript has 6 exons. The coding region runs from base 425 to 1909 and encodes 494 amino acids. Gene Ontology annotation, molecular function: transmembrane transporter activity. The record is from RefSeq and is a predicted model, not a curated record. Gene Ontology annotation, biological process: transmembrane transport. NCBI's taxonomy places the organism in Eukaryota, Metazoa, Arthropoda, Insecta, Diptera, Drosophilidae.